This is a messenger RNA of Rhizophagus irregularis DAOM 181602=DAOM 197198, 700 nucleotides long. RefSeq lists its product as uncharacterized. The record is from RefSeq and is a predicted model, not a curated record. Lineage: Eukaryota; Fungi; Glomeromycota; Glomeromycetes; Glomerales; Glomeraceae. Gene Ontology annotation, cellular component: cytoplasm.
CAUGACUUCAUGUAAUUUAUUUGCUAGCCCAAACACCCAAACACCAAACACCCAAACACACACACACCGAGAAAAUUUGAAUUCUUAUUACAAUUUAUAAUUAUGGAUUAUAAUUCUAUAUUAGAAGCUAUGGGAAGUAAUGACGAUGAUGAUAAAUUUUAUGAAAAUUUAUAUGAAGUGCUUGGAUGUUUUCCAACAAGUACAACGGAACAAAUUUCUACGGAAUACAAAAAACGUGUAUUACAUUGUCAUCCGGAUAAAGUUAUUAAUGAACGAGAUAAAAAAGAAGCCGAAGAACAAUUUCAAAAAUUAUCUACAGCAUACAACAUUCUUAAUGAUGAGAAAGAACGUAAAUAUUAUGAUAAUUGGAGAAAUGGAUCUAUUAAAAUUAGUUAUAAAAUGUGGAGAGAAUUAGUUAUUAAAAAAGGACAUGCAGUUCAUUGGCAACCGCCUCCUAAAGAAACACUUUCAAUCACAGAUAACAGCGAUAAUAGUUCAACAACUAACAGUACAGUAUCAACAUCUGCAAUGGAAAAUAAUAUACCGAUAAAUAACAAAUCAUUUUGGAAUUUUACUUCAAGUGGAAAUCGAGAUUAUUUAUAUGAAAAAUUUAGAAAUUAUGAAAUAUGAGAUUUGUAUAUUUAUUUUGUUCGAAUAAAGAGAGUAUGAUGAUAGAACUAGAACCUGUCUAGCCAUAUAA